CUGUCAGCAUUCGCACAGCGCAGGGUUGCAUGCGAUAGCCCAGAGUUGCACUGCAGUGCACGAUAUAUAUCACCGGCAAUCGAUAGUUAUGCGCAGUGCGUAUCGUUUCUGGCGCACUAUACAACACUGAACAAAGUCAAGAUGUCAAAACAAUUUGGCUUAAUCAUACCGGGUCAGCAGAAGAAGCAGCUGGCUGUAACACGACCAACACCAGCUUCCCGGCCAUCGGUCUUCGAUGAGAGCAGCAACAGUGCAAGUGAUGAAGAUGUCGCCGGUCCGCCGCAAAUGCGUGCGAAUCCCAAGGCAGGAGGCGUUGUUGUCAGCGGGCCAAGUUUGAUGGAGCGACGUGUGGCACGCAACAUUCAAGCGAAAGCCUUGGCCGAAGAUCCAACCAUCUUUCAGUAUGACGAACUGUAUGACGAUAUGGACAGCAAGCGUGAGGAGGCGAAAGAGACGAAGAAAAAGGAACCACGUAAGGCCAAAUACAUCAGUCGCCUCAUGGAGCAUGCGGAACGUCGCAAGCUGGAGAAUGAGUUGCGUAUCGAGCGACAAGUGCAAAAAGAUCGCGAGGCCGAGGGUGAAAAGUUCAAGGACAAAGACACCUAUGUAACAGCCGCGUAUCGCAAGAAAUUGGAGUCCAUACGACAGCUGCAGGAGCAGGACGAGCGUGAUGAGUACUUGGAGGCGAUUGGCGAUGUCACAAAACAAAAGGAUCUCGAUGGUUUCUAUCGUCACUUGUAUGAGCAGAAAUUGGGUGGCCAACAACCAAAGCCAAAACCGCCAGCUGGCCCAACAGAAGAUGCUUCGAGUUCGGGCAGCAAGCAGCGCAGUUAUCGCAAGCGUCGUGAGUCAGCAGAGGAGGAACAACAGUCAACAGCAGAGGCAGCCGAGAAAACAGUGGGCAACGAUUCAACAAAACCAGGCAACAGCAACAACAAAGCGCAUUUGGCCAACAACAUUGAUGCCGACUCCGAUUUCAGCAUAGACGAGUCUAGUGACGAGGAGACGGAGAAGAAAGAGGAACAGUCCAAGGCAGCAGUUGCUUCUGAAGAUGCGAAACACAAGACAAAGCCAAAGACAGUGACAGAAAAGUCCAAAUCAAAAGAGGAAUCGCCUGCAACAGAAAGCGAAGUUAGCAAUGGCAGUGGAAACAAGGAGACGGAGAAGGAGCAGGAGAAGCACGAGGAGCCAGAGCCAAGCAAAGUGGCAAAGGCGACAGUGGAUCGCACGAAAAUCUGGCGUAAGCGCACAGUGGGCGAAGUUUUUGAUGCAGCUUUGGAACGCUAUCAUCAACGCAAACUUGCGCGACGCGCUUAAACAUAAGUUUGCAAUUAAACGAACACUAUGUUAAUUUAAAAUAGCGAGUACUUUAUAUAUAAGAAAUGACUUUAUUUAUGCGCAUAACUUAUGCAGGCUCUUUUUUUGUUGUUUUUUGUUUCUUUAUUGCCAAGAGGCAUUUGCAUAGCCUAGAAAACAAGACGAGCAACGAAAGAUAUUCCAUUUAUUCUGUAUGCAGCGGCAAGACAAAAACAAAAUAUCAACCUAACAAAGCAAAAGAUGGUUUUCUUUUUUUUUGUACACUUGCU
Molecule: messenger RNA, 1586 nt
Organism: Drosophila albomicans
Lineage: Eukaryota; Metazoa; Arthropoda; Insecta; Diptera; Drosophilidae
Product: nuclear speckle splicing regulatory protein 1
Exons: 2
Coding region: 142-1317 (391 amino acids)
Biological process (GO): regulation of alternative mRNA splicing, via spliceosome
Source: RefSeq, a predicted model, not a curated record